AAAUCUCCUGCCUACUCCCAGAAGGCCAAAAGCCACUCUUAGGAGGUUGUUCCUCUGCCCAUUUAGAAGUCCUAAUAAGUCUUGUUUCUCUCUUUUAUGCGUAUAAAAGGAGAAAAAAAAAAAAGAAAGAAAGAAAAAAAGAAAAAGAGCGGAGAGAGAGAGACGGACAUCGGCAUCGUCAUCAUCAUCACGCCUCCCCGGUGGUCACAUGGAAAGCGGAGCCCGCGUCCGCUGCUGCUGCCUACUUCGCCGCUUCCACCUCCUCCCCCAACUUGCUCACACGCCUUCUCCUCCUCCUCCUCCUCCGUUCUCUUCAAAUAGCCUUCUUGGAGGGCGGUUUUAGCUGGGAUUCGAUUCCACCAGAUCUGGGGGAGAGGAGGCUUUAAAUCCUUGGAUCGGCCGUUUCGACUUUUUUUUUGUGGCAAAUUGGAGAGAGACAGCGAGCGAGAGCGGAUCGAAGCGGGGAGAGGAGAUGGAGGAGAGCCUGGUGUUGCAUUGGGGGACGUUCCGGGCGGUGUUGGCCAUCCUCCAGUGGUGGGGUUUCAACGUCACCGUCAUCAUCAUGAACAAGUGGAUCUUCCAGAAAUUGGAUUUCAAGUUCCCUCUUACAGUAUCAUGCAUCCACUUUAUAUGCUCUGCUGUUGGAGCAUAUAUCGCCAUCAAAUUGGUUAAAGUUAAACCGCUGAUCGAGGUUGAUUCUGAAGACCGUUGGAGAAGGAUAUUUCCUAUGUCAUUUGUGUUCUGCAUCAACAUUGUGUUGGGGAAUGUGAGCUUGCGGUACAUUCCGGUUUCUUUCAUGCAGACAAUAAAAUCAUUUACUCCUGCAACAACAGUCAUUCUGCAGUGGUUAGUGUGGAGAAAAUAUUUUGAGUGGCGGAUAUGGGCUUCUCUGGUACCCAUUGUUGGGGGGAUUCUUUUAACCUCCAUAACAGAGCUUAGUUUCAACAUAUUUGGGUUUUGUGCUGCCUUGUUUGGUUGUCUGGCUACAUCUACAAAGACUAUUUUGGCAGAGUCGCUGCUUCAUGGAUACAAAUUUGACAGUAUAAACACGGUAUAUUACAUGGCACCAUUUGCAACCAUGAUACUGGCUGUUCCAGCAACGCUACUUGAAGGGGGUGGAGUUAUUAACUGGUUCUACACACACCAAUCAAUUUGUUCAUCGUUGAUCAUAAUUUUCACCUCAGGAGUGCUGGCCUUUUGCCUCAAUUUCUCUAUAUUUUAUGUGAUCCAUUCAACGACUGCUGUCACUUUCAACGUCGCAGGCAAUCUCAAGGUUGCAGUUGCUGUUUUGGUCUCAUGGCUUAUCUUCCGGAACCCAAUCUCUGCUCUCAACGCCAUCGGAUGUGCAAUUACACUGUCAGGCUGCACUUUCUAUGGGUAUGUUAGGCACAAGCUAUCUCAGCAACCUGCUGUUCCCGGAACUCCAAGAACUCCCCGCACCCCCAGGAGUCGAAUGGAGAUGCUUCCACUUGUAAACGAUAAACAAGAUAAAGUUUAGCAUCACACCAUUACACAUUAAAGGAAACUCUUCUAACUAUUGAUGAGCAUCGAUGAUAGAUUUAGCAUAGAGAAGAGCAAUGUACAAGCUGUGUGGUCACCUUUAUAUCUCCAGGAACUCAAUGACCAGUUUUCAGUCAGUCACAGCUACCAUAUUGGAUGCAAAAUUUUCAGCAGCCGUGAGGGCCGUCUGAUUUUUCAUUUAUCAUGUAAUUGUUAUGGUUGUUAAAAACAAUACUCAAGAAACAGCCUUUUCUCAUUUUUCCUUUGAUUAUGUGAGCUUUAUCCUACUUGGUACA
This is a messenger RNA of Elaeis guineensis (African oil palm), 1796 nucleotides long. RefSeq names its product UDP-galactose transporter 1. The record is from RefSeq and is a predicted model, not a curated record. Lineage: Eukaryota; Viridiplantae; Streptophyta; Magnoliopsida; Arecales; Arecaceae.